AUGGCUCCCGCAGGCACCCACACCAACCCCAAUACGCCGCGCGUGCGCAAUGGCGAGCCCCAGCCCGCCCCGUUAGCGACACCAGAACCUGCUUCGUCGCGUCGAGACUUGACAUCGUGGUGGAGGCAGUUCAGCAAGCGCCCCGCGAAAAAGGAGGACGAGAAAGAACCCGCCCUCCCUGGCAUCUUUGGUGUACCCCUCAUACAAAGCAUACCCUAUGCCAACGUCGCUAUUUCGCUAUUCAACGAGCACGGCGAAAGCUACAUCUAUGGUUACGUCCCAAUAGUCGUCGCCAAAUGCGGUGUCUUUCUGAAGGAAAAGGCAACCGACGUAGAAGGCAUCUUCCGAUUAGCAGGCUCCGAGAAGCGCAUCAAGGAACUCCGGACGGCCUUUGACACCCCACCCCGCUAUGGAAAAGGUCUGGAUUGGUCCGGCUAUACUGUACAUGACGCCGCCAAUAUUCUGCGCCGCUACUUCAACAAUCUCCCGGAGCCUAUAAUACCGCUGCAACAUUAUGACCCGUUCCGGAAUCCGCUCAAAGGCCAUCAGGCUGAGGCAGUAGGCGCCAGUGAAGGACAGCAGCCCUCGGUCGGAGGCUUCGAUCCCGAUGCGGCUGUGCGCAUAUAUCAACAUCAGAUUAAGGCGUUGCCGUCUUUGAACCGACAAUUGCUGCUGUACAUCCUAGACUUGCUUGCAGUCUUUGCCGCCAAGGCUGAUGUGAACAAGAUGACAACCUCCAAUCUGGCUGCCAUCUUCCAACCCGGACUGCUCUCACAUCCGCAGCACGAUAUGUCUCCACAAGAUUAUCGUCUGAGCCAGGACGUGCUCAUCUUUCUCAUCGACAACCAGGAUCACUUCUUAAUUGGCAUGGAAGGCACAGCUGUCGAUGAAGGUACCGUUAAGCACAUUGAAAGCGGGCCUUCUACCCCACAGGCAAGGACACCCACCACACCCCGUAAUAGUUCUGGCAUUGGGCGAUCGGCUUCGACCACUUCGAGCGCUGGUGCAGAAAGCCUUCGCAUGUAUGGCGGCGUCCGCAGGAAUGUAUCCACGUCUUCGAAGCGUUCACGACACUCGCCCGCUGUUCCCAGCCCAAUCGCACCAUCAUUUGUUUCGACCACGACAUCUGGAGUGCAUCGAAGCAACACGCUGCCCUCAAAGCGCUCCCCGGGGCUUGGGAGUCCCCGCUUCCCUGCUGCAAAGCAAAUCGGCCCUGAAGAGACUAAGAGCCCUCUCUCGUCUCCCAUGCCUCCAGAUGUUGCUGAUGUUCCUGAGAAUGUUGCCCCACAGCAGGAGAUGGAGUUACCUAUACGAACGAAGGAAGCCCCACAGGCGGUCGCACCCGCAGCGGAGCAAAUACCAGCCACACAGCCUGCCGAUCAGGAACUGCCACCGCCACAACGUGCGCAGACCAUGCCACCGAACAAGAUCGAGAUGCCGGUCCCAUACCAACCUUUCCCCCAACACGGAAUGGCUAUGCAACCGGCAGAGCCUUCACAAAAUAGACCGGCGGUUACACCUGCCACCCACAACAUGCCAGGCGGGUUCCCUCUGCCGUCUCCGGGCGUCAUCCCACCGAGUCAGCCCACUACUCCGAACGUCGUCGCCCAGUCGGCCCAGAACCUGUUACCUCCAAGGUCCACUACUCCAGGACCACGUAGUCCUCAGCGUAGUCCUCAUCACACGCCAACGCGUGAGCGGUCAGAGUUCUUGGAAGGGCCUGUUGACUCAGGUCCGUCAAUUGAGAUGACUCCUGCUGUUCGUACAUUUACACAAAUUCUAGCCAAGGUUGCGGCAUCCCCUCCGAACGAUUCCAAGGAAGCGAAAGACGGACGGAAACCGAACAAGCUGCAGAAGAAGAGAUUGCCGAACAGUAUCAGCCAGAGUACGCAUAGCUCCACGCACUCUCUUGGUGGUAGCGAUUCAGGGUUUGGUGGUCAAUUUUCUCACGGACCUCCUUCGCCACUGCAGCCACCCUCGCUUCCCUUUGCCCAUGGUCAGUCGCACGCAAACAGCUCUAGAGAGGUUUUGCAAGACACAGGCUCCUCGCGGGCCUCCGGGAACACACUCAAACCUAGCAUGUCGCCUUCUGCUAGUUUCAGAUCUCAUUCAACAGCAACAGAAUACUCGGAGAACGAGCAACUGGAAGAACAACCAAGAGAGGAGAAGCGCAGUUUUUGGAAAGGCCACAGGCGAGGAGAAAGUAAGGCAACGCCGACAGCAAGUCAGACAGAUCUCCACGGUUCAGUACCUGGCGCCGAUAAGAGUAUGAGCUCGUUCGCCAGCAGUUCUGGAUGGACAGGAGGAGGGCGCCGAAGUGGGCAGUACGAGUCGAAUCACGGCUCGGAAACGUCGAUGCUAUUCGGCAGCAGUCCCCCUGAUCACGACAAAUCCGACAAGAAAGGUGCAUUCGACUGGUUCCACAAGCGCAGACAGGAUCACAAAGAACGUUUAGAUAGGAGAGAAAGAGCCAAGAGCCCACCGGGCAGCUCGAGUCAUCUCCCUUCUCCACAGAACAUGAUGAAUCCACAAGAAUCCUUCGCCGUUCGUGGACGAGCACCGGAUGUGCCACCACCAGUGGAAGAGCCCCAACCUAAAGCAGACAAAUCCAGCGACGUCACGCCUACCGGGAUGAGUCCAACACCCCCGAACGUACCUACGCCGGGAAGCCCGAAGCCCAGGAUGAGUCCUGCCAUGGCUCUGCGGACAGAUCUCCCAGCUGCACUGACUGAACCCCGAUCAGUUGCGCGAUCUCCGGACAGGAACUCCAAGUCACCAGUCACUACAACGCCUCCUGUGCAGCCAUUCGCCAAAGCACCAUCACCUUUAAAUGUCGACAGUACGCAGCAGGUAGAAGCUGGCGCAGCGACCCAGCCCGGGGCCUCAGCAACUACCUCGGAACCUGUUCAGCCAGUGUCAACACCUUCGGGGCCUCUUCACUCUUCCUCCAACUCGACUACUACUGUCACGCCUCAGACGGUGAACCGGGAGACAAACUCUGAUGCACCGUCAUCUGAUGGUCAGUCGUCACCUUCGUUCGUCCCAAGAGGCGAGCCAGCGCCUUAG
This is a messenger RNA of Alternaria incomplexa, 3066 nucleotides long. RefSeq lists its product as uncharacterized. Gene Ontology annotation, molecular function: GTPase activator activity. Gene Ontology annotation, cellular component: cell cortex. The record is from RefSeq and is a predicted model, not a curated record. Gene Ontology annotation, biological process: signal transduction; activation of GTPase activity; regulation of fungal-type cell wall organization. The transcript is spliced from 3 exons. Lineage: Eukaryota; Fungi; Ascomycota; Dothideomycetes; Pleosporales; Pleosporaceae. The coding region runs from base 1 to 3066 and encodes 1021 amino acids.